Molecule: messenger RNA, 2018 nt
Organism: Gastrolobium bilobum
Lineage: Eukaryota; Viridiplantae; Streptophyta; Magnoliopsida; Fabales; Fabaceae
Product: histone-lysine N-methyltransferase ASHR2-like
Exons: 4
Coding region: 474-1727 (417 amino acids)
Molecular function (GO): protein binding
Source: RefSeq, a predicted model, not a curated record
CGUCAACUUGUUCCGCAGCAACAUCUCUCUCUCUCUCUCUCUCUCUCUCUCUCUCUCUCUCUCUCAGUGUUUAAUUAAUGGCUAAUUAACAAAACUGCGUUCCAACUGCUUGUUGAAUUGGUUUCUUUUGUCACAGACUUGAACCACUGUAUGUUGGUUGUUUAACUGUGCUGGCCAGGGUAUUCAAGAGCAAGAAAGCUUGAAGAUUUUGACGGCUUGCAGCUAUUUUGACUUCUUUGAAUUACUCGGAGAAUAGGUAAAAGGAGUGCUUGUUGUACAGUGUGUACAAAACCUGAAAGGCUAAUCUCUUCAGGCUGCCUUUUAAUCUCAGUAAUGUCCAGCGAGAAAAUAUUAUAGAGACAAAACACUUCUUAGUGUCAGAGAUUCUGUUGAAAUUCGAAGAAAGUGUAACCUUCCCAAGGUUACCUAUAUAACUUUGGGAAUCAGUAAUUGGAAAAUACUUAAAAAAUUUAAUGGGUGCUCCAAGUUCCCUUUUGAAGGUGGAGGAAAUACAAGGAAGAGGGAGGGGAAUGGUUGCAUCGCAGCCUCUUAAAGCUGGCCAAAUUGUCCUCAGAGACUCUCCCAUCCUGCUGUAUUCUGCAUUGCCCUUUAUCACACGGUCUUUGUCAUCGUCCUCCUCUGCCUCAGCCUGCUGCUUCUGUGACCACUGCUUCAGAACCUUGCCACCAUCUUUACAGGGAGAUUCUUUAUCAUCUGCUGUUUUAUGCCCUUCUUGUUGCCACCAUCGCUUUUGCAGUUCCAGUUGUCUAUCAAAGGCAAUGAACUCCUCCCAUUCUUCUUGGGUUUGUCAAGCAUUAACUCGUCUCCAAUCCAACUCUCUACUGCUUGAACAGCCCUACGAGCGCCAAAUCCAAGCUCGUUUUCUCAUUGCUGCCUACAAUCUUGCUUAUAUUUCCCCCUCAGCAUUCCAAAUUAUGCUUUCUCUUCAGGGUUCUCCUGAUGAUGCCACCAUUGCUGCAGCUCAGUUCCUACACCCCCUUAUUUCAUCCCUCUGCUCAUUUGCUCUCAUUAGCCCCCAGAAUGGAGUUUCUUUGGAACUUACUUCUGCACUUCUGGCCAAGGAUAAGUUCAAUGCCUUUGGCAUAAUGCAGCCCUUCUCUGUAGAUGAUGACCAGAGGUCUGUCAGAGCUUAUGGUAUUUACCCCUACGCGUCCUUUUUUAACCAUGAUUGCCUUCCCAAUGCCUGCAGAUUUGAUUAUGUUGACACUAAUCAACCUGAUGACAGCCAUAAUACUGACAUUAUUAUUAGGAUGAUUCAUGAUGUUCCCCAAGGCAGGGAGAUCUGUUUGAGUUAUUUCCCUGUGAAUGAAAACUAUUCUAGUAGACAAAAGAGAUUGAUAGAAGACUAUGGUUUCACCUGUAAUUGUGAUCGAUGUAAUGUCGAAUCAAAUUGGUCAGAUAAUGACAGUGUCGAAGAUAAUGCUGAGGAAGAAGAAGAGGAGGUUAUGGAUGAGGACCAAAAUGAAAUUAUGGCAGCAUCAGACACUGACUAUAAUACUCAUGGAGAUAAUAAUGAUUUCCCGCAUGCUUAUUUCUUUUUAAAAUACAUGUGUGAUAGAACAAAUUGCUGGGGAACUUUAGCUCCUCUACCCCCACAGGGUGAUACUCCAUCUAAUGUCAUGGAAUGUAAUGUCUGUGGCAAAUUGAAGAGAGACGAUGAUUUUGAUGUUGAUAAAGGGCAAGAUGGAGCUCCCAUGGAGGACUGAGCAGCUAGGAUGCCACUUUUGUAUUGUUGCAGGUGGAUGGAGGCAAUCAGGGAAAGGAAUUCUUCCUAGAUUUUGCGCAAAUUACAGUGAGUUCAAGCCGACACCAAUGUUUAGAACUCAGGAAUCAAAUGGGGCUCUUUUGUGUUGUUUUUAACAGUGUAAUAGUGUAUCCUGUGCUGUGGAGUGUGGAUUGUUGCUUUAUUUAAAAUUCAGCUUUAAAAUUGCAGGCAAAACCUGUUAGCAUCUCUCUCUCUCUCUCUCUCUCUCUAAAUAUAUUUUUUGAAUAAUAAA